Lactuca virosa is the source of this 534-nucleotide messenger RNA. Lineage: Eukaryota; Viridiplantae; Streptophyta; Magnoliopsida; Asterales; Asteraceae. The record is from the annotation of a GenBank genome assembly.
AUGCAAUCCUCUAAAGGCCUUCACAAGAAGCAAAAACUUCCAUAUAAAGGAUGCAAGAGAUUUUGUUGCAAUUGUCGGUUUAGUGUUUCUUCUUCUUCCGAGGAAACCGAAAGUGGGAAAUCUGACCGCUUCCCUACUGUCUCUAGCCUCGCGCACGCCAUGGUUCAAGAAAGAUUAGACCAAAUAAUCAGAGAAAGGCAAGAAAGAAGAUAUGAAGAGAGGAGGAGAAAGGUAAGAGAAAACAGUAACAAUAUCGGUUACAGUAAUAAUAAUAUCAAUAACAGUAGUACUAGUAAUAACAGUAACAGACUGUUUGUGAUGGUGGCUAUGGAGAAAUCAUCAUAUAAUCUUAGAGAAGAUUUUCGGGAAUCGAUGAUGGAGAUGAUCACGGCGAACCGGAUUUCAGAACCUAAAGAUUUACGCCGACUUUUGAAUUGUUAUGUAUCGAUGAAUUCAGAGGAAUUUCAUAGUGUUAUACUUGAGGUUUUUCAUGAGGUUUGCUCAAAUUUGUUCUUGUAUUGUAAGUGUCGUUGA